Messenger RNA from Canariomyces notabilis, 783 nucleotides. RefSeq lists its product as uncharacterized. NCBI's taxonomy places the organism in Eukaryota, Fungi, Ascomycota, Sordariomycetes, Sordariales, Chaetomiaceae. The record is from RefSeq and is a predicted model, not a curated record. Bases 1 to 783 code for a protein of 260 amino acids. The transcript has a single exon.
AUGUCCGUUCAAAUCGUGCCAGGCUUCAGCCUCACCAACCGGCUGAUUCUCUACGCCAGUCUCCUACUUUCCCCAGCUCAGUUCGUGUCAGGCUUGGGCAACCCUUGCCCGAGCAAUAUCGGCUUUCUCGCGUACAACUUGUACACCCAGAUCGCCUGGCACAAGGCCGUUACGGGAGAUAGCGACAUCCACGCGCUAUCGCUGAUUCUGCCGCACUUCAACCUGAUCUACGCCGUGACCUAUGUGGGCGGCGUCAGUUCCGGCAGCCUAAUCUGGGGCGUCCCGCUCGGCCUUGGCACCACCAGCGUCCUGAUUCUCAACACGGUCUCCUCUUGGAAAGCCUGGGCGGUGCACCAGCCGCGGGGUUACGGCGUCUACCAGUUCUUCUUCUAUGGCUGGCGCACCAUCGACGAGGACUUCCACAAGUAUCUCUUCCUGCUCUGGCAUAUCUUCGAUUCGCUCUGGUGCGCUGGCGGGAUCUACAUGGCGAUCUUCCUCGCCAUCACUAUGUCGGAAGUGGGGAAGGAGGCCAGGUGGUAUCGCACAUACCUUGCCAUCCCCCUGGGGUCCAUUGGCGUGCUGGUUUUUCUCGCCUGGCCUCUAAUCUUGUGGACGGAGCUCAUCAUAGCGCGGAACCAGAUCGUGUCCGAGACCGACAUGACGGCGGUGUGGUUGUUUGUUGCGCAGGUGGUGACUAUGUUGAUUCCAAAGUGCAUUGUGGAUCUGUCAUGCUUCAGGGGCAAGGAGGAGCCUCAGGACUCGGACUCUACUUCUGUGGUCUAA